UUUUUCACGUGCUUUUAGUGACUUUUAAAAGGCGAAACCCCGCUUUUCUUCCAUUCAAAAGAACAGCACAGAUUCUGCACGUCAUCCCGCCGUACAGUCGCAAUCGGUUGAAUGGGUUCCCUAGGAAAAAAGAAGCCGUAAAAAACUUUAGAAGUCCAUCAAAGUAAGUGGGUUCCCUGCGCAGCUUUCCAAUUCAAUUAGCUGACGGCGGGGGAGACUACUCUGCAGCGAGUGUCGCAUUCAUAUCAGCAACUCCAGAGGAACUGUUUCACCGUGAAUUACGCAGGGUGGACAGCGAUGUGGGGGCGUGUGUUGAACACCGUAUUGUCGUUUCCAUGUCCCGAUGGUGAACACAGCACGUGGGACCUCUGAAUAGGACGGGACGGACUCUUAUUUAGGCUACGUUUUGCACAGUAGCCUACAUGAGAGGUGCACAUACAUAUAGAUGCGUCUCUUAUGCCAAAGUCUUUUUGGAACUGUAAUGCGUGCGAGCUCGGCGUUGCCUCCUUAAAUUAAAAGGUCCUACUGUGCCAAUUGAUUUCUACUGGACACUAAUAACUUUACCAUUUACAGCUGUACGCACAGCGACAGAGAGCUGCACAGCAUUCAGGUGAAACGUGCGGAUAUAUUUGCCGUUACUCGUGGCUCUCCAGAACUUGCGUAAAACGGAGACCCUCGGACACUAUGGAUAUUUGCAAAGGUCGUUUGCUGGGCAUUACGGUGGCUGUAGCGCACGGUUUUUUCUCGGGAUCUUUAAACAUUUUGUUAAAAUUUCUCAUCACCACGUAUCACUUCAAUUACCUCACCCUAAUCCAGUUUCUGACGAGUAGCACUGCGGCGCUCACUCUGGAGAUUCUGAGAAGAUUGGGAAAAGUAGAUAUACCUCCGUUCAGUCUACAGUUAGUGAAAGUUUUCUCUGGCGUGUGUAUUUUGUCCACUCUACAGUCAACCCUCACGCUAUGGUCUCUCAAAGGACUUAGUUUACCGAUGUAUGUGGUUUUCAAACGAUGUCUCCCCUUGGCAACGCUGGGGAUUGGAGUUUGCAUUUUAAAGAACGGAAUUCCCUCGGUCGGGGUUAUAUGCGCGGUGUUGAUUACCACGACAGGAGCAGCCUUGGCAGGUGCGGGUGACCUCACAGGAGACCCGUUUGGCUAUGUGACGGGCGUGCUGGCCGUGAUCAUCCACGCCUCCUACCUGGUCCUCAUUCAGAAGGCCAGCAGCGACACCGAACACGGGCCGCUCACGGCUCAGUACACCAUUGCCAUCGUGGCCUCGCCAGUGCUGCUGGUGUGCGCCUGCGUCAGCAUGGACGCCAUCGACAUGUGGACGUACGAGGGCUGGAAGAACCCCUACAUCACGGGCAUCUUUGUCACCUGCAUCCUCAUCGGCUGCGCCAUGAACUUCACCACGCUCCACUGCACCUACAUUAACUCGGCGGUGACCACCAGCUUCGUGGGUGUGGUGAAGAGCAUCGCCACCAUCACCGUGGGCAUGGUGGCCUUCACCGACGUGGAGCCCACCCACCUCUUCAUCGCAGGCGUGGUGGUCAACACCGUGGGGUCCAUCACAUACUGCAUCGUCAAGUACUUCGAGACCAAGAAGAAGCUCAAGUACCAGGACAUGGACGAAGCCAGCGAGGAGGAGGGGCUGCCUGGACAGCCGUACAUCGAGCCGGCCAAGCCGAGGGGGGACGGCGACUGGGACGCCGAGGUGGAGGCAAAGGGACUUGCCAAUGGGACCCUGGUCACAGGGUUGCCAGAUGGGAGUGACCAGACCCCGUUCCCAGCGCUGGAGCACACUGCCAUGGAGUCAGUCGAGAUGCAGAAGGAGGCCUACUUCCAGGACGGCGGCGAGCCGGUCGCACAGCCCCAGCCCCUGAGUGACAGUUUCCUGGGGGUGUGGAGGUCUGUUCGCACACUCAAGUUCUUCAAGAAGGACACCCUGAUUGAUAACAUGGAGGUGCAGAGCCCUUGACACUGAAUGUGUUUAUUUUUAUUCGUGGUGAAAGCGUGCAUGUUGUGUCCGUUUGUGUCACUGAAUGAGCUUGAAUAUGAACACUGGAAGAUGUUUUUUCUGCCUUUCUUUCUUCUCUUAAAAAGUAUUUUUAAGAAAUCUAUCUGAUGAGUUUGUACAAAUAGGAGGGAUUAUACCAAGUAUUUCUAAAUGCAUAGAGUAAAUGCAUUGAAAUGUUUUAUACUGAGUUUUCAGUAGUGGCAAUGUUGUCUGUGCAGGGAAUGGCAAACCAACCAUACGUCAGAAUGAGAGUAAGGGGCAGCCCUUGCUCCCCCAUUAUUUAAAAACGCCUCCUUUUUAAGACAUCUUGUAUUUACUGUAAAUAUAAGAAUGUUGAUUGGGUGUGUUACAUGUUAUUAACUGAGAACUAAAAAGAAAAACGAUUAUCAUGUUUUACUAUGAUUUGUUUACUUGUUUUGUCUUGCACGUAACGUGAAUGCCUGAUUGUGCAAUCUCAAAAUGAGACACUCAGUAAGAUCAAGGAGCAACAGCAUUUUACAUGUGCAUGUCUGAUGCAAAGUAAAUUCAAAUGAGUUUCACAUGAGAAAUGCCUGCUCCCUAUAAUGCUGUUUUUUAUUUAGAAUGGAACAUCCAUAACCGUAAGUGACCUGGUAAUUGCUUUUUGCCAUGUUGUCUUACCACUGAGAAAUGCUUCUGAAUUACCAGUGGAUUGUUGCUGAUAAGGUUCACAUAACCGAAGAAUAACAUAGGUUGACAUGAGCCAUCUGCCCAGGAGCGAAAAAAGAUAUUGGAAAAAUCUGUAAGCUGAAAGCAUUUGUUUGGCUGGGCACCCAUAUUACCUCAAUUCAAUAUAUAGCCUCAAUAUACAUACAAAGUACACAAGAGAAUCUCUUUCCCUUAUCUUCAUGGAUCCUAUAGGUCUCUGUAAGAUGUCUACUGCUUGAAGUAUGUCAAAAUCUUGUUAUGGCAAAAGUACAGUGACUGCAUAUGCUUUAUGUAAAGGGAUGUUUUUUUUUUUGCAAUUAAAAAUGUAUUUCCAAUUGUGAAA
Alosa sapidissima (American shad) is the source of this 3022-nucleotide messenger RNA. Its product is annotated as solute carrier family 35 member D3. The transcript is spliced from 2 exons. The coding region runs from base 685 to 1974 and encodes 429 amino acids. The record is from RefSeq and is a predicted model, not a curated record. Gene Ontology annotation, molecular function: antiporter activity. Gene Ontology annotation, cellular component: Golgi apparatus. NCBI's taxonomy places the organism in Eukaryota, Metazoa, Chordata, Actinopteri, Clupeiformes, Clupeidae.